Messenger RNA from Lachancea mirantina, 1776 nucleotides. Lineage: Eukaryota; Fungi; Ascomycota; Saccharomycetes; Saccharomycetales; Saccharomycetaceae. The record is from the annotation of a GenBank genome assembly.
AUGGAAGCGCGGCAGAAUUGGCCGCGUCUGGGGAAACCCGGGGCCAGAUAUCAACCACAGCAAGACUGGAGCAGUAUGUUUUCAACACGCACCUCCGACGAAGUAUACUCCGAGGCGCUGUGGCGCACGGGGACCGGGGAGUUUUACCCGGACGGCGUGGACGACACGCUGCAAUGGACAACAGAGACAGAUGCCUGGGUGUUACCUGGGCUUGAGCCCGCGGCGCUCGACGUGCUAGACGCGUUUGGGCCGCAGGGGUCGGCCGCGGAAGCGGCUGCGGAGACGGCGGCAACAUCCGUGCCCCUCGGCGGGCUCGCGUGGGACACGUACUGCCUGGCGCCCCGGGGCGCCGUCCCGGAGCAAGCCGGGUACGACAGGGUAAGCCACGCUAGAAAGUCGUGGAGCUCGGGCGGACGCGUGCAUAAGCGGCGCGCGUCCGCGCCCGUGCCGGCGCCGGCGCUUGCGCCGGCGGGCCCGGGGCUCCGGGACGACUUUUGCGAGUCCGGACACCGGCUGGGGUUGGGGUUCGAGUUUGAGUUUGAGUCCGGGUCGGUGUUGGAGUGCGGGUCCGGGUCGGGCAAUGGGUCCGGGUCCGGGUCCGGGUCAGGGUCCGAGUCGCCCGUCCUGUGCACGUCCCCCACGCCGCCCACGCCCGCGACGCCGGCCGUGUACAAGUAUGUCGCCAACGCGCAGAUGGCGAUGCAGGCAGACACCCUGAAGGUCGAACGCGUCAACGAGGCGCGCCGGCUCUGUGUGGCCCGCAUGGACGCGUCGCGCGCGGCCGCGAUCGCCGCGCAGCUCCGCGCCAGACACGGCACCGCGGCGGAAAGCGCAGCGCAAGUCACGAGCCUCUUCGAGCAGAGUCACGUGACCGCAAAGCUCGCUUUGCUCGCGCUCGAGUGGGAGCCCAGGCUCCAGGCGCGCAGGACGCGUUUGGAGCAAGUGGCGCUCGCCGCCGGCGACGCCAGCGCUCUAAACCAAGUUCUUUGGCUGGACCAGCGACACGAGCGUCUGCCCGAGCAAGCCAAGCAGUUUCCCAGAGCGACCGUGUGCGAUGACCCCAGCGGCCCGCACCGUGCCUACACGGUAGAAGUGCGCACCAGCAGUGGCUACAACGAUUUUCUGCAAUCGCUGUCCUUCGCGGAUCUCACGCUUUUGAGGCUGCGCUCGCUCUCGCUGCUACGCGAGAGCGACGACCGGAAGCGCAAAAACAAAUACUAUGAGUUCAUCGAGCGCAAGAUGAAGCGGCCCUUGAACAGCUUCAUGCUUUACCGAUCCGCCAUGAUGAAGGCCGUUUCUAUCCUGAAAGUCUGCAGCAUUGUCACCGCGCUGUGCGCCGAGCUCUGUUCUUCCGUCGACAAUUGCGACUCCGAAUUUGACGCCCUUUGCCUGCUGCGCCGCACGAUACUGCAGCGGCAAAAUCUUCAAAACUCCCCUAUCCUGGGCUCCUGGGAUGAAUACCACGCUGACACCAGCGAAUCUGCAUUAUAUUCGCCCGCGGUGCAUGACAUUGUCUCGGGCCUGAUAGAGAAGCAUCUAUAUCAACAAAGCGCUACAACCGAAGAGUUGCUUCCGAUUGACCCCAAAUUUGCCAACCAAACUGUAGUGGCUCAGAUCAUCACACUAAUGUGGAAUGCCGAGCCAGAAGAGUUCAAGCGGCAUUUUGUAGAAUUUUCCCGGCUGGAGAAAGGGCAUCAUCACUUGGUUUACCCAAAAUACAAGUACUGUCCCAUGAAAAAAGCCAAUACUCGAAGCCCCGGGUCCAGAGACCUUUAG